This is a messenger RNA of Urocitellus parryii (Arctic ground squirrel), 1659 nucleotides long. It is a transcript of the gene Prph, whose product is annotated as peripherin. Gene Ontology annotation, biological process: intermediate filament organization. Gene Ontology annotation, cellular component: cytoplasm; axon; plasma membrane. The record is from RefSeq and is a predicted model, not a curated record. NCBI's taxonomy places the organism in Eukaryota, Metazoa, Chordata, Mammalia, Rodentia, Sciuridae. Gene Ontology annotation, molecular function: structural constituent of cytoskeleton.
CAGCAACAGGGGGAAUCAAGUAGGCUGGGCGCCCCGCACCCAGGCGGGGGAGGGAGCGGCGCCGCCGCCGCCAGUUCCGCAGGGUGGGGCGUCCCCCUCCCCACACAGCCCAGCUAUAGCAGGCCCUCAGGCCAGUGGGAGGAGCUGCUCGUCCCCCCUCCGGGGGACCACAGGGCUAUAAAGCUGCCCGGCAGCUGUCUGCGGCUCCUUUCCGCCCCGUUCUAACUCUGAGAGCGGUGAUCACCAGCAGUCAUGAGCCACCAUCCGUCGGGCCUCCGGGCCAGCAUCAGCUCCACCUCAUACCGCCGCACCUUCGGGCCUCCACCCUCACUGUCUCCCGGGGCCUUCUCCUACUCGUCCAGCUCGCGCUUCUCAAGCAGCCGCUUGCUGGGCUCGGCAUCCCCAAGUUCCUCGGUGCGCCUGGGCAGCUUUCGUGCCCCUCGAGCUGGGGCCCUGCGCCUGCCCUCAGAGCGCCUCGACUUCUCCAUGGCCGAGGCCCUCAACCAGGAGUUCCUGGCCACUCGCAGCAACGAGAAGCAAGAGCUACAGGAGCUCAAUGACCGCUUCGCGAACUUCAUUGAGAAGGUGCGUUUUCUAGAGCAGCAGAAUGCAGCCCUGCGCGGCGAGUUGAGCCAGGCCCGGGGCCAGGAGCCAGCGCGCGCCGACCAGCUGUGCCAGCAAGAGCUGCGAGAGCUGCGGCGAGAGCUAGAGAUGCUGGGCCGUGAGCGCGACCGGGUGCAGGUGGAACGAGACGGGCUUGCAGAGGAUCUGGCGGCACUCAAACAGAGGUUGGAGGAAGAGACGCGGAAAAGAGAGGAAGCGGAGCACAACCUCGUGUUCUUCCGCAAGGAUGUGGACGAUGCCACCCUGUCCCGCCUGGAACUAGAGCGCAAGAUUGAGUCCCUGAUGGAUGAAAUUGAGUUCCUCAAGAAGCUGCACGAGGAGGAGCUGCGAGACCUGCAGGUGAGCAUGGAGAGUCAGCAGGUGCAGCAGGUGGAGGUAGAGGCCACGGUGAAGCCAGAGCUGACCGCGGCGCUGAGGGACAUCAGGGCGCAGUAUGAGAACAUCGCAGCAAAGAAUCUGCAGGAAGCAGAGGAGUGGUACAAAUCCAAGUAUGCAGACCUGUCCGAUGCUGCCAACCGGAACCAUGAGGCCCUGCGCCAGGCCAAGCAGGAGAUGAACGAGUCUCGACGCCAGAUCCAGAGCCUGACAUGCGAAGUGGACGGGCUGCGCGGCACGAAUGAGGCGCUGCUCAGACAGCUGCGGGAGCUGGAGGAGCAGUUCGCCCUGGAGGCAGGUGGGUACCAAGCCGGGGCUGCGAGGCUUGAGGAGGAGCUGCGACAGUUAAAGGAAGAGAUGGCGCGGCACUUGCGUGAGUACCAGGAGCUUCUGAACGUCAAGAUGGCCCUGGACAUCGAGAUAGCAACCUACCGGAAAUUGCUGGAGGGCGAAGAAAGCCGGAUCUCCGUGCCCAUCCAUUCCUUUGCUUCUUUAAGUUUAAAGACAACUGUGCCUGAGGUGGAGCCUUCCCAGGACAUCCACAGCCGGAAGAUGGUUCUAAUCCGAACAAUUGAGACCCGGGAUGGGGAGCAGGUGGUGACAGAGUCCCAGAAGGAGCAGCAUAGUGAGCUUGACAAAUCUUCCACUCACAGCUAUUGA